AUGAGCUCCCCAACCGGCGCCGCCGCCUCCGCGGAGGCGCCGCGGACGGUGGCCUCGGCGGUGCUCCGCAUCCAGAUGGCGCUCCUCGACGGCGCCGCGGCGUCCAACGAGGCGCUCCUCCACGCGGCCGCCUCCGCGCUGCUCUCCCGCGCCGACUACGACGACGUCGUCACCGAGCGCACCAUCGCGGACGCAUGCGGCAACCCCGCGUGCCCCAACCCUCUCCCCUCCGCCGCCGCCUCCGCGACGGGGCCCCGCUUCCACAUCGCCCUCAGCGAGCACCGCGUCUACGACCUCGAGGAGGCGCGCAAGUUCUGCUCCGAGCGCUGCCUCGUCGCCUCCAAGGCCCUGGCCGCCUCGCUCCCGCACGACCGGCCCUACGGGGUCCCGCUCGACCGCCUCGCUGCGGUCGUCGCGCUCGUCGAGGGCGCCGCCGCCGUCGGGGACGGGAGCGGGUUAGGGUUUCAGGGCGUGGAUGGGAGGAACAAGGACGAGGGAAGGAAGGUGGAGAUCAAGGAGAAGGAGGUCGCCGGAGCUGGGGAGGUCUCGCUGCAGGACUGGAUUGGGCCCUCCGAUGCCAUUGAGGGUUAUGUGCCGCGCCGUGACCGCAGUGCCCAAGGGCAAAAGCCACAGCCUCAGCAGAACAAAGUUGCUGGACCUGAGCUGUCCAGAACUGAAAUUGUGGAUUCUAGGACUGCUGCUCCUGGUGAAGAUGGCAUGACAAGUUCACCUUCAUUGGUUGAAACACACAUGAGCGCCGAAGUAAUAGCUGAGAGAAUGGGUGACCUGGUUCUUGGUGAGAAUACCACACCUAGAAAGAAGAAAAAUAAAACCCCAUCAAAGAUGUUGGAGCAAGAGGAAGAUAACAGGAUGCUGUCAUCUUGCAUAUCUGAUUCCAUUGCAAAGCAGCUCGAGGAUGUAGUUUUGGAAGAGAGAAAAGGCAGUAAGAAAAAUAAAGCGAGUAAAGCAUCAUCGAGGACACAGAAGAGUAAGUCUAGAAAAAGGCCUGCUGGAAGCGAUGGCCAUGAGGUGGACUUUACGAGUACCAUCAUUAUUGGGGAUGCUUCGACAAACAGGGAGGAAAGUGCUAUGAAUCAGUAUAACUACUUGUCAAGUUCUGUAUUGGUAGACAAUCAUCCCUCAUCAUCUCAAUCUUCAGCAAAAGAUUCAACGCAAGCUUAUGCUGAACAACUGUGCGAAGAAUUCAGUGAAGCAAUGAACAUUGGAAAUGAUGAGACAACUGAUGAAAAGAUGAGGCCUGCAUUGAAGUCUUCGUUGAAAGUUACUGGGUCUAACAGCGGUAGACAGUCUGUUACAUGGGCAGAUGAGAAUGGAAGUGUCCUAGAAACAAGCAAAGCAUAUGAAAGCCCUUCAAGUAGCAUAAAACAACCCGAGGAUGUCAUAGACAGUUCACUAAGGCGUGCAUCUGCAGAGGCAUGUGCUGCAGCACUUAUUGAGGCAGCAGAAGCUAUUUCUUCAGGCACAGUAGAAGCAGAAGAUGCAGUUUCAAAGGCUGGAAUCAUCAUUCUGCCUGACGUGCUUAACCAGAAAGAAUAUGACAAUGCCAAAAACACUGCCGGAGAUGAUGACCCUGAGAUAGAUAGGGAUGUUAUCAAGUGGCCUAAGAAACCUGUACUUCUGGAUACAGACAUGUUUGAAGUUGAUGAUUCUUGGCAUGACAUGCCUCCAGAAGGUUUUAGUCUAACUCUGUCUGCUUUCGGAACAAUGUGGGCUGCACUAUUCGGAUGGAUAUCCAGGUCGUCUUUGGCCUAUGUGUAUGGACUUGAAAGGGGUUCAGUGGAAGAGUUGUUGAUUGCCAAUGGGAGGGAAUAUCCUGAGAAGAUAGUUCUGAAGGAUGGGCUCUCAUCGGAGAUUAGAAGAGCUCUAGAUUCUUGCGUUUGUAACGCUGUGCCAGUACUCGUAUCAAACUUGAGGUUGCAGAUCCCGGUUUCAAAAUUGGAGAUUACUCUGGGCUACUUGAUUGACACAAUGUCGUUUGUUGACGCCCUGCCUUCUCUGCGAUCAAGGCAGUGGCAGGCUGUGGUUCUGGUAAUGCUUGAUGCGCUCUCUGUUCACCAGCUUCCUGCCCUUGCUCCAGUCUUUUCAAAUUCAAAGCUUGUGCAAAAGAUGUUGAAUGCUGCUCAGGUUAGCAGAGAGGAGUAUGACUCCAUGGUGGACCUGUUUCUCCCUUUUGGAAGAUCCGUCCUGGCAGCCACACCCAUGUAG
Messenger RNA from Miscanthus lutarioriparius, 2226 nucleotides. NCBI's taxonomy places the organism in Eukaryota, Viridiplantae, Streptophyta, Magnoliopsida, Poales, Poaceae. The record is from the annotation of a GenBank genome assembly.